UGGGGGUGGGGACGCACAGACAGCGUCAAUAGAAAACGAGCGUCAAGCAUCAGAGAGCAAAGAGGAGCCUCAUCAACAAAUUUUUAGCAUCUUCAAGCGGCCUGUUUUUAGCUGCAGCAUUCGUCAUCAUGACUAAAGAAGAGAAUGUGCAGGAACAGGAGAAGGGGACGCAUGAGGACGAGGAGCAGGAGGAAGCUAGGGUUCAGAGGGAGGAGGAGUUGACAGAAGAGGAGGAGGAAGAGGAGGAAUAUGAGCUAGAGGAGGAGAAAUCCAAGGUAGAGAACGAGGAGGAAGGUGAGCAGGAGGGAGAAAGGGAGGAGCAUGAGGAGCAGCAAGGGCAGGAGGAUCCCCCAGUGGAACCAGAGACUGAGAUGAUCUCAGUUUCUGAGCAUCAAAGUCCGGUUCACGAACCACCCCGCCGAGCCAUGGUGCACCCCUCAGCCCAGGCCCCACUUCCCAAAGACUAUGCAUUCACCUUCUUUGACCCCAACGACCCUGCAUGUCAGGAGAUCCUCACCGACCCCCGGACCACCAUCCCCGAACUGUUUGCCAUCGUCCGGCAGUGGGUCCCUCAGGUGCAGCACAAGAUUGACAUCAUUGGAAAUGAGAUCCUGAAGCGUGGUUGCCAUGUGAACGACCGUGAUGGUUUGACCGAUAUGACACUACUUCAUUACAGCUGUAAGGCUGGAGCUCAUGGAGUUGGCGACCCGGCAGCAGCGCUGAGACUCAGCAGUCAGCUGAUCUCACUCGGUGCAGAUGUGAGUCUUCGAAGUCGAUGGACUAACAUGAACGCGCUGCACUAUGCUGCCUACUUUGAUGUGCCAGAACUGAUCCGAGUCCUACUCAAAGCUGCCAAACCCAGAGUGCUAAACUCAACAUGCAGUGACUUCCACUAUGGCACAGCUCUGCAUAUUGCUGCCUCCAAUCUCUGUCUGGGUGCAGUUAAAUGUCUGUUGGAGCAUGGAGCCAACCCCACUGUCAGGAACGACAAGGGCCAGGUUCCAGGUGAGGUUGUUCCUGACCCUAUGGACAUGAGUCUGGACAAAGCUGAGGCAGCCAUGGUGGCCAAAGAUCUUAAGCAGUUGCUGUUGGAUGCUGUUCCUCUCAGUUGUAACCUUCCAAAGGCCACUCUUCCCAACUACGACAACAUUCCAGGAAACCUAAUGCUGGCGUCGCUUGGACUGAAACUGGGAGAGCGCGUCUUGCUGGAUGACAUGAAGACUGGAACCCUAAGGUUCUGUGGAACCACUGAGUUUGCCAGCGGUCAGUGGGUCGGAGUGGAGCUGGACGAGCCGGAGGGGAAGAAUGAUGGCAGCGUUGGCGGCGUUCGCUACUUCAUUUGUCCUCCUAAACUCGGUAUUUUUGCGCCUGUUUCAAAGAUAUCCAAAGCUGUGGAUCAGACUCCAUCAUCUGUGACAUCCAACCCCAGAACUCCCCGUACGGACCUGGCAUCUCGUUUGACUGGAAAAACCAAGAAGGAGAAGAAGGAGGAGAGGCAAAAGGAAAGGGAGAGAGCCCAAAGGAAGAAGAUGUCUGUGGCCAGUCCUGAUCCAGAGGGAACAAAUGUGCAGGUGGGAGAUCAGGUUCUGGUGGCAGGUCAGAAACUCGGCAUCGUUCGCUUCUUUGGGAAGACAGACUUUGCUCCAGGGUACUGGUUUGGUGUAGAGCUGGAUCAGCCCACUGGGAAACACGAUGGCUCCGUGUUUGGGGUCAGAUAUUUCAGCUGCCUGCCCAAAUAUGGAGUGUUUGCUCCACCCUCUCGUGUCCAGAGGAUCGGAGGACCUAAAGAAGGUUCCCAAAAUGAAAAUUCAAUGGUGAAGAAGGUUCAUCAGGUCUCCAUGUCACAACCGAAGAGAAACUUCCACACAAUGCGAUCUCCUAAAGACCUGACCUCUGAGAGCUCCAUAUCCAGGUUGUUGUUCUGCUGCUGGUUUCCAUGGAUGCUUCGCGCUGAGAUGCAGUCCUAACCAGGCCCCGCACUUCCUACAGUUCUCCACCACUGGAUGGAUCUGUCGGCUUUUCUUACUCUCCAUCAUUCUUUCCCCAAUCUCCUUGUGGUGAAAGUCCCUCCGCCUGAAUCCGCCUAAUUUAGCCCUUCUAUAGCAAAAUCUAUAGUGCCUUGUAUCUGAUAACAAAUGUCCUGCAUUCCUUCAAUUAACUUAAUAGCUCUGAAAUCCGUCCUCUCACUCGGCUGCCUCCUCUUGGUCUAGGGUGGUCAGUGUAUUUGCUUUCACCCUUGCCUCAUGGUUUUGUUGCACUGCAGCCAGUUUCAGGUCUGAGUGGUUUGAAAAGUCCAGAAAGAUAUAAUAGUCACUAUUUUGGGUUUCUCUCAUGAAAAUGUCAAACUAAUUGUCUUCCAUGAAGCAGAAGAUGACAAGUAUGAAAUUUUCAUGAGAAACACUCUAGAAAAUGUUGAUGUUGUUUGUUGGAUCCACAUCUGGCUGUUGACUCCCUGUCGUGAGACCAGGACCUUUAGCUUUGCUGACAUAUAAACAUUAUGUGUACAUCAUUUGUUAUUUAACAUCAAUCUAAAGUCCUCUGAUCAGGAAACAGGGUUAUUCAUCUCUACAUCUCCUUUUUAUCUUCAUAUGUGAGUCGUAGCUUUUAGCUGAUGCUUUUUUCACAGGAUAUGAUAAAAAUAUUUCUGCUGGAAAUUUAGCUAAAACUUUUUUCUUUUUAAAGAUCAAGUUUGGUUUGGUUUAAUCUAUGUGAAAAGUAAUUAAUAAUAAUGAAUAAUAAUGUUUUCAGAUAGGAAUAGAAACCAUCUUGUUAUCUUGAUCUUAGAGGGUGUUGUUUAAUAACCCAAAAUAAUAGCUGCUAAAGAUAUGAAAAUGAAUUAUACUAUUAGAAAAGAAAGCUUUUGUCUCAAAAAGUCUCCAUUAAUCUAAAAUGGUUCGCUGAUUUUCCAAUGAUACAUGAUUUUCGUUUUUUCUCCUCUCCUUCUCUCGUCCCUCCUUGAUUCUUCUAAUUUUUUUCCUGCUUCUAGUUUGGAAUAUCAGAACAUCUGCAGCUAUUUAAAAUAGGAACUAUUAACCUUUUGUCCUAAAUGUUGAAAUCCUAUUCUAGAAAUGAAAUUUGUAAUGGCAGCUUUGUGUGGAGAUUGUUCCCUUGAUAUACAAUUUAAAAAUAUAAACUCUAAACAAACCUGCUCUAAUGGCUGAGAUGAAAAGUACGGAAAUUAUGCUUUAUCAACACGGAAAGUUGGUAUCCUUUAUGACUUACAUUCAUGUUCAUUUAUAAAUUUGAAGACCAGGGGUCAGUUUCACAAAGCAGGUCUAAAAAAACUCAGAUUUAAAUCCUCAACUUGAUCCGGCCUAAAAUCUGAAACUCAAUCAACCCUGAGUACGUCCACUCAGAGUUGAACACAUGGAUAUGAAAAGCCAUUAUCAGUGGAGCCCUGAUGCAACGAGUCACCAUGACAAGCAAGAGGAAGUUCCUAUUACACACCACUGGAACUAGAGAUUUUAAUGAGGUAAUGAAAAAACUAUUUGCAUAGUGUUCAAAAGACCAAGCGACAGCACUGCAGCUACAAGGGAGAGGAAAAUGGCUUAAAAUAAGAUUUCUGCUCAAGUUCAUGGUUCGGUUUAUAUAAAGGUGUGACAGACUGUUCUUUUGUUUUUGUUUUUUUGAGCAGGCUUUUUUAACAUAUAUUAAAAGCACUCUUUUCUUUAUUGUUCCAUUUUUAGAUUUCAAAAGUAAGUAGUAAAUCAAACCCCUAGUCGGACCUAUAAUAAAAAAAUUUGUUAAAUUACAUGAUUGCAGCAAAAACUGAAUUUCGGGAAGCAAAAAACCAACAACUAGGAAUUAAAUUUUCUAGGUAUAAAUAUGUUAACACAUUUUAAGUAGCCUUUUUGACAUUAAUCAGCUUGACUGAAUAUGUAUAUAUGAUAUAUGAAAUGUCAUGACAUUUCUAUAUAGUAAAAAUAAUACCAAUAAUGACCAGUAAUGAUAGGAAUAAGGAGAACUGAAAAUCAUUUCGAGACAUCAAGAAUGGUUAUUCUAGAUGUGAACAAUGUCAUUUUGUAUGAAAUAGUAACAAGGAAAAAAUGCUUUUACAUAUUCAGUCAAACUAAUACACAAUAAAAUGAACUUCCAUAGGCUGUUGUAAUCACAUGACGGAAAAAAACUAGUUUAUUGCUUGAAUGGUAGAUUGGUGUAUCUGUUUAGGUGAAAUCACCUGGCAGCAGGAGAAGAUGAAGAAUAAAAACAUUAUAUAAUAUAUAGAACCUGUUCGGAAUCAGAAUCAAGUUUAUUGCUGAGUAGGUUUGCAGUAACAAAGAAUUUGACUUGGUGUUGAUGGUGCAGACAUUUUAGAUAUAUAUAUGGAAUACAGGAUCCAUAGUUAUAUACAAUAUAAAUGUACAAUAUAUUACAUGAAAUAUAGUAUAUAGAUAUGUACAAUAUACACAGUGGCUGUGCAUUAAUGUAACGCAGAAGGUGUGGAGAUGCUUCAUUGGUGUAUCUUCUAGGUCCUGAACAGGAAGGUAGAGAGGCAGUGUCACGGGGGUUUCUGGGCCUUGUUGAUAGUGCUGGUAGCAGAUGAGAAGAAACUGUUCUUGUGGCAUUAGGUUUUGGUCCUGUUGGGCCGCAGCCUCCUGCCAGAGGGAAGUGACUGAAAUAAUAUGUGGCUGGAGUGUGGGGAUCAACCACAACCUUCCAUGAACAGCUCAGAGUCCUGGAGGUGUAUAGAUCAUGGAGAGAUGGAAGACUGCAGCCAAUAGUCUUCUCAGCAGACCAGACAAUCUGCUCUUGUCCUUGGUGGUGGCACCAGCGUACCAGAUGGUGAUGGAGGAAGUGAGGAUGGACUCAAUGAUGGAGAAAUAGAACUGAACCAUCAUUGUCCUCAGCAGGUUGAAUUUUUUUUAGCUGCUGCAGGAAGUACAUCAUCUGCUGGGCUUUCUUGGUGAGGGAGUUGCUGUACAGGGAGAAGAGCAAAGGAGAAAGAGUACAGCCCUGGGGGAACCAAUGCUGAUGAGCUGCGUGUCGGAGAUAUGUUUUCCCAGCUUCACAUGCUGCCCCAUGUCAGACAGGAAGUCUGUUGGCUGUAAAGAGAGUGGAGACAAAGGACACUCACACAAAAACCGGUAUCGACCAGGUUAGCUUUGGGGAGAAUGUUAUUUUGGUAAAAGAAACAGAGGUUGAGGAAACUCUAUUUGUGAAACAGAAUACUCAGAGCUUCCCUGAUAUCAUCUUUAGAAAACUUAGAGUUUUCAGUAAACCUGCGUUUUGAAAUGGACCCCUCUUUAUAAAAAAAAU
Molecule: messenger RNA, 5256 nt
Organism: Cyprinodon variegatus (sheepshead minnow)
Lineage: Eukaryota; Metazoa; Chordata; Actinopteri; Cyprinodontiformes; Cyprinodontidae
Gene: clip3
Product: CAP-Gly domain containing linker protein 3
Exons: 14
Coding region: 129-1967 (612 amino acids)
Biological process (GO): cytoplasmic microtubule organization
Cellular component (GO): cytoplasm; microtubule plus-end; nucleus
Molecular function (GO): microtubule plus-end binding
Source: RefSeq, a predicted model, not a curated record